Messenger RNA from Nymphaea colorata (pocket water lily), 860 nucleotides. RefSeq lists its product as uncharacterized. The transcript has 2 exons. NCBI's taxonomy places the organism in Eukaryota, Viridiplantae, Streptophyta, Magnoliopsida, Nymphaeales, Nymphaeaceae. The coding region runs from base 102 to 692 and encodes 196 amino acids. The record is from RefSeq and is a predicted model, not a curated record.
AGGAGGUAUAUAAGUGAGCCAACCUAGCUGCUUCAUUAAGUUUUGAAACUCCGAAACGGAGAACAGAGUGUGAAGGACGUCGUUUGAAUUCGAAUUCCACCAUGGGUUGUUGCCUUUCCUGUGAGGAAAUCAAGUUUAAACUGAAUAGUCCUCACGGUAAAAUGUGGGGAGCAGAGACCCAUGAAGCAAGAGCUGAUGCAGCCGUUUCGGCUGGUGAAAAUGGUGUCAAAGUAGUAUCUGUUCCAGCUACCGAAGUCACUGUUCUAGAAACGUCACAAGAUAAGCCCCAAGAAGCAUAUGUGGUUCAAAAUGAGCAGGUCAUUCGUCCAUCCAGCCAUGCACUCUCCGCAGCAAUGGCGCAACAAUUACCGCCCAUCAGUGAGACCAAAGAAGUAAUGGAAGUUCACACGAUAAACCCUGCGGCAAUGACAGGUUACCGACAAGAAAUAGAAAGCGUGCAGUAUGAACCGACCUAUCCCAUCAACAGCUAUGCAUCGCCGGCGUACUUUUCGGAAUCUGGGUUUUUCCGGCAGACGCCGGGUCGGGAUGGACGGUGGUGGCACAGAAGGGAGUACAGCAUGGGGGACUGCCCAACUCCUCUUCAUGAUGGAGUCUACAACCAUAGAAUUGAUGCGAACAAAUUCGCUUCUUUGUUCAGUGAUGAGAAUCCAAACGCUUGUUCUAUCGUUUAACUACAACGCCAUCUUUUGUGUAUAACACCAUCGUCGUUGAAUGGUUCGUUUGAAUUUUUUGAACAAAAUCGCCAAGCUAAAUCUUGUUCAUGUACAGUUCUAACUGUUCUAUGUGUGUGCGCGUGCACAAGCCUGUGUGAACUAAUUCAAGCUAUAGAAGUUUGCUAA